ACUUUUUUUUUCUUAGUGCCCAUUUCCCCGCCUACGUUAGAUGACAAAUUGACAAAAAGGCAGAUAUUUGAAUGUUUGACUUCAUGUUUUUGGGCAGUUUCAAAUUCUUUAUAUAAAUGCUACUUUUUUUUUUGUUUUUUUGGGUUAUAAUUUCACUUGGAUUUGAGUUUGUUUUAAAAGAAAGGAGGAUAUGGAUGCGUUUUGUGCUUAUACUUCUUCAUCCUCUUCCUCUUCUUCCAGCUUUUUGGCUAAAAAAAACGACCAAUCUGAGCAUCAAAGUGUGAAGAGGGAGAUUUCGAGUUAUUCUAAUAACAAUAUUCAUUGUGUUCGGAAGCCGAUGGUGAAGCCGUGGAAGAAACCAGCGAUUGCGCCACUGCCACCUACUCGGCCCAGGGUUUACAAAGUCGACCCAAUUAACUUCCGGGGUUUGGUUCAGAAGCUUACCGGUUUGGCUGAACUCCGAUCUCCACGGCUUCAAAAAAUGGCGCCACCACCGCUUGAUAUUUCCCGACGCCAAGACUCUUGCUCUGCCGCCGUGGAAGACACGGUGUUUAAGGCUUCGUCGCUUUUGAAGGUGGAGAAUGAGGCGGUGGACGGUGGGGGCUUUCUUGAGCUCAAUUUGUCGCCCUUCAACAAGAAUUGGUGCUCUUUCCCUGCAUUGAGUCCUGAGACUUUGGCCAUUUUGGAUGCAAUUUAGAUUGGUUUGUUAUAUAUUUUUUUUGGCUGAUGGGGGAAAAUUAAAUUUCCAAAGUUGGUAAUAAUGUAAUCAAAAUAACCAAACACAUACAUGGAGAGAUCAUGGGUAGGUUCUCCAUUUUGGUUUUAUAUUUAGGUUUGUGAAAGAAUAUUUAUAUCAUAUGAUUUUUUUUCCCUUCUUCCCUUUCUUAAUUGAGUACAAACUUAUUGUGGUUUUAUCAAAUCUCCCUUGUAAAAUGUAGUAAAAGAUAAACACUUUACUGUUAUCUUUUUUCUAUUAAUGUCAAUAUGUAAUUUACCUAAUAGUAACUUUUUUUUAAAAAACCCUAAUAGGAAGCUGGUUUGGAUAA
Molecule: messenger RNA, 1046 nt
Organism: Cucumis sativus (cucumber)
Lineage: Eukaryota; Viridiplantae; Streptophyta; Magnoliopsida; Cucurbitales; Cucurbitaceae
Exons: 1
Coding region: 191-697 (168 amino acids)
Source: RefSeq, a predicted model, not a curated record